UGGCGGCCGGUUUUAAGGCGACAGGACUAAAGCAGCGACGGACCUGAGGGACGGAGGGACAGGGGGAAGGGAGGGGACAUGAAAACCUCACAACUACCAGCAUGUCCUGUCUUAACUGAUACAGGGUUGAAUUCACGCUCAUUGUGUUCAUUGGUGAAAGGCUGGACUAUUUUCUGGUCUUCACACAGGUCGGGUUUUACUGUGAGGAACCAGUGAGUGAAGAAGUCCGUCAGCGCUCGAGCUGUCAAUCAGGAUUAACGGUCACUUUAAAAUCCCUUAGCGCGAGCUGACGCCGUGACUGGUGAUAACGGCGCUGAGGCGCUCACUUGUCAACACUGGACGGUAAAAAAAGGAACAAAUACUGUUUUGUUGGUGGAAUUUGAGGUAAAAGAGGCACAUUUUGCGGGAGUUCUGUGGUAAAAGAGGUUGUUAGCGCAAUGUUAGCACGGCGAGUGAAGUAAAUAAAUAUAUAACCGAAGCUGAGAGAGAGUUUGCGCCUCAGUCAGUCAGUCAGUCAGUAGUGUUUAGAAACACAAACAUUGCUUCGACAGCGUCUGUCACAGGAGCGAAACAGGAAUAAAACAAAAAUAUUGAUAUUAUUUAUUCCAAAAGCGAACUUUAUUUGAAGUGCGAACCAAGAAGGAACCUAAUAUCUGUUUUAAAACCCACAAGCCACCGUUUUGGAAGCCGACAUGGACCUGAAGGCGCUGGGCUCUUUGCUGCUCCUGCCUGUUCAGAUUCUCUGCUGCACCAUAAAAGCAACCCUGCGCUUCUUCAUCCCGGGCAAACGGAGGGACCUAUCCGGGGAUGUGGUGCUCAUUACCGGGGGAGGACGCGGCAUCGGGCGCCACCUUGCCCGCGAGUUCGCAAAGUGCGGGGCAAAGAAGCUGAUCCUGUGGGGCCGCACUGAGAAGUGCCUGAAGGAUGCAUGUGAGGAGAUUUCUCUGAUGGGCACCGAGUGUCACUACUUCAUAUGUGAUGUGGCCAACCGGGAAGAGGUGUAUAAGCAAGCCAAAGUGGUUCGAGAAAAGGUCGGGGAUGUCACCAUUCUGGUGAACAAUGCUGCAGUGGUGCACGGAAAGAGUCUGAUGGACAGCGACGACGACGCCUUGCUGAAGUCGCAGCAUAUCAAUACAAUGGGCCAGUUCUGGACUGCAAAAGCAUUCCUGCCUCGUAUGCUGGAGCUGCAGCACGGCCACAUCGUCUGCGUGAACUCCAUCCUGUCUCUGUCACCCAUACCUGGCACUAUAGACUACUGUACUUCUAAAGCCUCGUCUUUAGCCUUCAUGGAGAGCUUGACCUUGGGACUUUUAGAUUGCCCUGGAGUGGGAUGUACCACAGUGCUGCCCUUCCACACCAACACGGAGAUGUUUCAGGGCAUGAGAGUGAGGUUCCCCAACCUGUUUCCUCCACUCAAACCAGAGGUGGUUGCUCAGAGAACGGUGGAUGCAGUCCGGACCAAGAAAGCCUUUGUUUACCUUCCAUGGACCAUGAACGCACUGAUUAUGCUUAAAAGUAUCUUACCACAGAGCGCUCUUGAGGAAAUCCACAGGUUCUCCGGAACCUACACCUGCAUGAACACCUUCAAGGGACGGACAUAAGAACCACGACGGAUCAUUUUAUCAUUAAAUAAGGAGUGUGUUACACUUUAUCGUGCUGGCACAUUUGCGAUCAGUGGAAAGUCCAUGUGCCAGCCAGUGAGCCAGAGAUCCUGGCACAGAUUUCUAGAGACUCUGAACAAAGGAGAAAAACUGGCAUAAUGUGGCAUGUUGCAACAAAGCUUGUUCAGGCUGCAGGACUGGUCUGCCUCGGCUCAUGCGUGUUUCUAAAUGAACUUAGAACCCACAGUGAACAGAGACUGGGUACGAACACAAAACAGCCUCAGUGCUGCUGUACUUGAUUUGUAAUUAACAUUUUCUAAUGGCAAGUCGUAUGUGAUGAACUAAUGGGUCUGUAAAUUGUUAAUUUGAAUAAAUUCAGCUUUGAGAUAUAA
Messenger RNA from Trichomycterus rosablanca, 1993 nucleotides. RefSeq names its product dehydrogenase/reductase (SDR family) member 3b (gene dhrs3b). Gene Ontology annotation, biological process: retinoid metabolic process; regulation of retinoic acid receptor signaling pathway. Gene Ontology annotation, molecular function: all-trans-retinol dehydrogenase (NAD+) activity. Gene Ontology annotation, cellular component: lipid droplet. The record is from RefSeq and is a predicted model, not a curated record. The transcript has 6 exons. The coding region runs from base 693 to 1601 and encodes 302 amino acids. NCBI's taxonomy places the organism in Eukaryota, Metazoa, Chordata, Actinopteri, Siluriformes, Trichomycteridae.